UUACAGCCUCACAACAAGCUCGAGCCCACACAAGCUACACAACGUCCAGUGCGCGGCUGCCGUCCUCCAACGUCCCGUCGUCCUUUUAACUGACGAAAAACAGCUCUUUAUUAGUCAAAAAAUCUGGCAAAAAUAGCAGCAAUGAAGGAGCAGGCGCGUGUUUUCCUAUGGCUGCAACUUUUCACAGCUUGUUUGGUGUUUGGAGUGAACGGUGAUUACUGUAAGGUGAAUGUGUGCAGUAAUGGCGGAACCUGUGUGGCCGGGGCAGGAGCUCCGUUCAUCUGUAUCUGCCCUGAUGGCUUCUCUGGAGAAACCUGCAAUGAGACUGAGACUGGGCCCUGCAACCCCAACCCGUGCAAGAAUGAUGCCAUCUGCGAGGUGACAGGCCAGACCCGCAGAGGCGACGUCUUCAACGAGUAUGUCUGCAAGUGCCAGCCGGGUUUCGAGGGAGUCCACUGCCAGAACAGUGUCCAAGGGGCAGAUUUAAGCUCUAAAAAAGAUGUGAACGACUGCGCUGGCCAGCCAUGUGAGAAUGGCGGCGUCUGCAGGGACCUGGAAGGAGACUUUAAAUGCCACUGCCCGUCCCCUUAUGUGGGCAAACAUUGCCAACUGCGCUGUAUUUCCCUACUCGGCAUGGAGGGAGGAGGAAUCGCUGAGUCCCAGAUCUCAGCCUCCUCAGUCCGCUACAGCAUGCUGGGGCUGCAGCGCUGGGGCCCUGAGCUGGCUCGCCUCCACCACAAGGGACUGGUCAAUGCCUGGAGCGCCGCUGCACAUGACAGGAACCCAUGGAUAGAGAUCAACAUGCAGAGGAAGAUGCGCUUUACAGGUAUCGUGACACAAGGUGCCAGUCGCAUUGGGACAGCUGAAUUCAUCAAGGCCUUUAAGGUGGCAUCCAGCAUGGACGGCAAAACAUACACAAUGUACAGAAUUGAUGGAGAGAGGAAGGACCGCGUAUUUGUGGGAAAUGUAGACAACGACGGUACCAAGACCAACCUGUUUGACCCCCCAAUCAUCGCUCAGUACAUCCGCAUUAUUCCUGUGGUGUGUCGCAAGGCCUGCACUCUGCGCAUGGAGCUGGUUGGCUGUGAGCUCAACGUGUAUUCAAACACUUCAGGUUGUUCAGAGCCGAUGGGCAUGAAGUCCCGGUUGGUGUCCGACCGCCAGAUCACGGCCUCCAGCACCUUCCGCACCUGGGGCAUCGAAGCCUUCACCUGGCACCCUCACUACGCCCGUCUGGACAAACAGGGCAAGACCAACGCCUGGACCGCCGCCACCAACAACAGAUCUGAGUGGCUGCAGGUGGACCUGCAGUCUCCCAAGAAGAUCACAGGAAUCAUCACACAGGGGGCCAAAGACUUUGGAUCCAUCCAUUUCGUCACAGCCUUCAAAGUGGCUCAUAGCGAUGACGGACAGUCCUGGACCAUAGUGAAGGAUGAGACCACAAAAACAGACAAGAUCUUCCCAGGCAACAGCGACAACAACGUUCACAAAAAGAACAUCUUUGAGCCGCCGUUCUACGGCCGAUAUGUCCGCAUCCUGCCGUGGGAGUGGCACGAGCGCAUCACCCUGCGAAUUGAGCUUCUGGGCUGUGACGAGUAGCUCCACCCUUGACGCAUUUCCCUCCUCUUCCUCCUCCUCCUCCUCCUUUCUCUACCUCCUCCCCCCUUCCCUCCUCCUUUUCCCUCCCUCCCUUCCUCCUCCUGAGCCACACCUGCACUGCCUUGCUCUCAGCCCUAGGGGGCAGCAGACACCAGAGUAGCACACCACCACCUGAAUCCUUACUGGUUGAAGGUGGGACAUGUUACCCCUAACCACUGUUACCAGGGCAAUAACUGAGUUAAACUCAUGUGUGUCCCCUCUUUAUUAAUUUACUGAACUGAUCACUAAUCAUCUUUUCCACCUGAACCAGAUGUGUGAUCACUUCAAAUAAAAAACAAAAAACAAACAGGUAGCAUAUCUUCUUUUUUCACUAAGCAGAGCUGGGGUCAGAUCUUAUCCCACCUGCUGGCUAAAUCAAAGUUGGUGACUCCCUCAUCCCUGUGUCAGAGGUCAGGGGUAACAGGACUGCUGCUGUAUCAGUUGGUGCUGCCUGAACUCUGAUCCUAGAUCAGCUCUACCUGGAACGUUGAACCUCCAAGACCCACGGCUGGUGAUGUACAUAAGCUCCUCUAAACAGCUUGCACACGUCCUGUAACCAAACACUUCAUCUCCCCUCAAGAUACACAGAAUAUAUUUUAUCUUUAAAGAUAACAUUGAUACUUCUGGCUGAUUAUUUUUCUUCAUCAAAAAGUUAAUCUGUAUAAGUUGCUUGUUGCUCAUUUGUCAUUUAUUUACAAGAUAGCUUAAAACCACUUUAUAGCCAAUUUUGAGGCGGUUUUCUGUUUGUUGAGGAAAAAUAAGUAAACUAAAAAAGCUCAUGGUGUCCAACUGUGUGAGGUGCAGUAUUCCUAGUAUUUCCUUGCAGUGGUAUGGACUGUAAAAAGGUGUAAACAUCGCGUUCACUUCAGUAAAACUUACAUUAUACAUGUAGCAGCCAAUAACAGAGAGCGGAAAUCCCCCUAUUUCCAUAAAUCCUUACCUUUACUGAAACAUUAUACAAAACUUCAACUUUUCAAGUUUUCAGUUCAGCUUUUGUAUCUAAUUCUGUGUCAGGCGACAUCCUCUCCGAGCUGGUUUUUGGCCAAAUCAGAGUCAUGGUGGACUCACACAGACACAGAGAGGAUUCAGACAAAUUACAUCUCUGUCAUUGUGGGACACAAUCUGUCAAUGAACCAUCACAGUCAGUUUAGCGGCCAAACAGAUGUGAUCUCAGAGCCAUAGGAGACGCCCUCAUUGACAGACAGGAUGUUAAAAACAAAGGACAAAUAGAGCUUGAGAUCAUUGUUCAGUGAGAGAUAAAAGAGCCUCUUUAUUGCUGUUGAGGAAAUGAACAAAAGCUGUUACACAUACUGUUGUCAUUAGCUGACACGACAUGUUUAGCUGAAAAACAUGGACACUCUACUCAACAAGUAAUGUUUUAAAGUCUUGCGCUAUAAAAAUUAUUUCACCUUUGGCAAUACAUUUUUUUAGUUUCUGACAUAUUACAUUAUCAACAUGAUCAUACAUAUACAUAUAUAUAUAUAUAUAUUUUACAUGUGACAGUUAAUACAGUUUUUCAUGUUAUUGGCUGCUACAGCAGAUGUGUAUCAUCAUAUCAAAAAAAGUCACAUUUAUGGUGAGUGUAUAGAUAAUUAGUCUAAUCUUGUACAGGCUGUUUGAAGUAGAACGAUUAUGGACGGAAGCACGUGUUGAAAUUUUUCUCCGCGUCUGUGAUUCUCAGAAGCACUUCAGAUCUGUAAAUCCAUUUUCUCUUUAUUGCUGAUUUGAUUCUUGGAAUGACAGACGGUUAUCAGUGUAUUAUACAUCAAAAAAAAAAGUGUUUUGCCAGAAUGACAGUAUUAAAUCAAUGUAAUAAUAAUCCAAGACUUAGAUUUAGAAAACGUUAAUGUCCUCUAAGAGGCAAUGUAUGGUUCGAAUGCAUAUAUUACUAAUUGGCUAGUAAACUGAGAGAUUAACAGUAGUGUCUAGGCUGCGUGUUCAAAAUUAAUGAUGGAUGUUAUCGUCUCAGGUCACAGCAGAUCUGCUCCUCGUGUACAUUAAAUGCUACUGAAAUGCUUAAUACACACAACAACAUGUAAUUAAUUCACUCGGCUGUGCUUCUAGUUGUGUUUCACCCAGUUUCAUUUUUUUUAUGGCACUUUGAUGUUUGUUUUUUUUUGACAUUUGAAAUAUCCAGAAACCAAAAAGAAAAAAAGGAACAGUAUUGUGCAUUGAAGAACAAACAUUAAACAUAGUCAACAUCAUUACAUGUAGAGGUAAGAAAAAAAAAAAGAAAAGAGACUUGCAGUUCAGUUUCUUUUGUUAGAUUAAACUGAGUUCUGCUUUGGUUGUUUAGUGUUUGAUAUGUGACACGUAAAUAUACAAUAGUUUUGUACUGGGAUCUGUUCACAUGAGUAGACGUUAAUGUUUGCUGCAGACCGUCUAUUUUGGGUCCAACAAUAUGCCUCCAGUUCAAAGCUGCGGCCCUGCUGAUAAGACUGUAAGAGAGAAACCAAAUUAAAACUGAUUUUUUACGGUUCCACUGGACAUGUGACACGAGCCGCCACAUCAUCCGCUUCUGUCGCGCCCCCCGUCACAGUAUUCUAAACCUUUCCACCCCAUGAAUUAUGAAUUAUGGGCUUGUGCAAUAUUAUACUGUGUUAGUUUUGAUAACAAUGAAUAUUAAUUCAGCGUUCGGGCAAGAUCCUUAAAAAAUGCAUGAGGGGGAUAGCAGUGCCACUAAGAGGUCGAUGACAGAUGUUGGUGUCAAACACUGUACAAUAUUUAUUAUUGUUGCAGACGAGUCCAUAAGAAGUCACCCUUGUUAUCUGAGUCUGCAUGCAUUUUAUUGACUAGUGAUGCUCAGUUUAAAGUUGACACUCAUUUGAAUUCAUUGGUGACAUUACUUUUUUUUUUUUAAGUUGUUCAUCAACAUUCAAGUUAUUGUAGAUAUAUAUUGUUUCCCAGCUGUUCAGGUUUUCUAUGAUUGAUUAAAAAAAUUGAUGAUAUUGAUGUGUUUUUAUGGUAUUAUAUGGGUUCUUGCUAUACUGACUGUUGACCUCAUAGACUUUUGACUGGAUUUGAAGCUUUUUUUUAUUAUUAUUAUUCCAGUAAUGUGUUUCUAAGAGGAUUCCUUUGUUUGGCCUUUGUAUCUUAAAAUGAAGAAUAAAUAAAGAAUUAAAAACUGCA
This is a messenger RNA of Thunnus maccoyii (southern bluefin tuna), 4767 nucleotides long. RefSeq names its product milk fat globule EGF and factor V/VIII domain containing b (gene mfge8b). Gene Ontology annotation, molecular function: calcium ion binding. The transcript has 11 exons. The coding region runs from base 142 to 1599 and encodes 485 amino acids. The record is from RefSeq and is a predicted model, not a curated record. NCBI's taxonomy places the organism in Eukaryota, Metazoa, Chordata, Actinopteri, Scombriformes, Scombridae.